GCUUGCCUUUAGACAGAGGGGGAGCGUUUGCAAGGAAGGAGGGUCCUUGUAUGGGGAGAGCAGUGAGGAAAGGGAAGGGCCAUUGUAAAACAAGAAUAAUAACAACAAUAUUUGGUUAAUAAUUAUAUAUAUUGUUAUUGAUUUAUCAAGGAGGAGAGGAGGAGGUUCUUUGCCUUGGGGAGGGGGAAGGAGCCAGGCAGUGGGGGUUCCCCCCUUUUCCUAUUAGUCCUGUUCACCCCCUUUCCCCCCUAUUAGUCCUGUUCACCCCCUUUUUUCUGGGUGUUGAUCAGCAAUAGAAACCAGCUGUCUUUUUUUAGGACUCUUCUCUCUCUCUCCCCUUUCCAAGACCCCUCCCAAGAAUAAACACAAUUUAUUAAUAAUAUUAUUAUUAAUCAAUAUUAUUAAUAUUGAUAUAACGAACUGGUCGCCAGCUCUUUCAUUGCCCACCCCAAGUGCCCCCCUCUGUCUCUGUGUGCCAAGGAAUGCUUGGUCCAGCUCAGCCUGGCCCCCCCAAUAGUCUGCCCCCCAUCAUCACCAUCCUCUUCCUCUCCUCUUCUUCCUCCUUUUCCUGAGCCAACAGGAUGAGCAUGGCCAACGACACAUACAUCUUCAUAAAAGACAUAAAGCCUGGACUGAAAAAUUUAAAUGUCAUCUUUAUUGUGCUGGAGAUAGGGCGAGUUACCAAAACCAAAGAUGGGCACGAGGUGAGAUCCUGCAAAGUAGCAGACAAGACAGGCAGCAUCACCAUCUCAGUAUGGGACGAACUUGGCAGCCUCAUCCAGCCGGGCGAUAUUAUCCGAUUGACUAAAGGGUAUGCAUCUCUGUGGAAAGGAUGCCUUACGCUUUACACUGGAAGGGGCGGCGACCUUCAAAAAAUUGGGGAGUUCUGCAUGGUGUACUCGGAAGUGCCCAACUUCAGUGAGCCCAAUGCAGAUCACCUUGGGCAGCCUACCAAAGCGGCACAGGGUGAGCAGAGUAAUAAUUCCCUUCCAUCAGCUAAUGUGGGUACUUGUACUUUUGGGCCAGCUGGCAAUGGUUUGCCCACAGGACCUGAGCUGGGUGGCGUGUCAACCACUUAUAACCAUGCCCCCUCCUAUGCAGGUACUGGGAGGGCCAGUGGACGAGGUGCCCCCACUCCUUCAGUGCCGCCUAACAAUACUCGUUCCCUUCAAAGCACCAUAAGUAAUGGGAGGGACCCCCGCAGAGCUUCGAAAAGAUGACCAAGCCAAAAUUCCACACUCUCUGCCUAAACUCUUUAAUGCCCUACUUGAAAACACUUCCUGCACUUUUAUUUGUGGUUAACUGUGAAAAAGGUUUGUCCUUCCCCUUGUUCAUAAGCCUUCUGUUUGUCUGGAGAGAGGGAUUUUUUCUCUCUCUUCCCCACGUCACAGCUGAAAAUCCAGUGGAAGUGAAACUGCUGAUACUGUGUUGCCCCAGGAAGAAAACAUCUUUAAACAGCGGCAUGGUUGAUUUUUUUUUAAAUAUUAGACCAUGAUUCCCAAAAUACACCGAGGCAUUCUGGGUUGCUUAUUUUUAUUCUGGUCUGGUUUGAACAACACAGCCUUAAGAUGUUUAAUAGCUCCUCUCCUCCCUGUGUCGGACUUUUAUCAUGGUCAGUGGGAGCUUGUGCAUAAAACAUGGGGAGGAACCUCAAAUCUAAAAAGUGUCCAUUAAAAUGACAUGGUGUUAAGUGUAAACUGUCUGAUGCUGUCACAGAAAUGCUGUCUGGUUUCUUUCUUUCAUUUUUCCUGUUGGCUAAUUCAUUUAGAGAGUCAGAUUUCUCUUGUGACCCUGUUUAUAUAUUUAAAGUCCCUGCAGUAGUACAUACAUGGACUGCAUGCCCCAGCCAUCUUUCCUAGAUGAGAAUGCUGGGAGUUGCAGUUCAGCAACUUGUUCUAUCUCUAUAUAAACAGUGCUGCAACAUUUCAGACUUAAAUCUCUGUAAAAUAAUACCUUUCAUGUUUGUAAUAGACCUCCAUGGAAAUUGAAAGGUACUGUAGAUGCAGUAGUAUUGUCCUGGGGCUCUUUCACACUGUACCAUUGUAGCACUCUUGAUUCUACUUUAAUUGCCAUGGUUCCAUUCUGUGAAAUCCUGAAACUGGCAAUUCAGGGAGGGACCUUUGCAGUAUUCAGGCAGAGACCUCCACUGGUGCCUCUGACCAAACUGCAAAGCCCACGGUUUUAUAAGGUAGAGCCGUAUCCGUUAAAGUGAUAUAAUUAUGCGGUGUGAAAGUGUUCCUAGUCUUCAAAACAUCCAGCAGCAUGUACCUACUUGAAAGAUGUGCAGUCCAGAAGAAUAUCUACUGCUUGACUCUGCAGUAAUGUAUAAAAAGACCAUUUUCUAUGUGUCGCUUACUUCAAAAAGGUAAAGAUACAGUUUCAUGUUUUGUUUUUGUGGAAUGGGGGCAAUAAAGCACAGAAGUGUAGCCUGCCAGACAAAACCAGCUUGAAUGAUUCUUACUUGCUAGUUUUUUGUUUGGUAGUAUUUUUUUUUAUCCACCCUCUAAUGUAGAACCUUCAGCAUCAUGUCCAGGAGACACUUCACUGCUUGAUUGUCCUGAUGUCAUAAACUGGCUCAAACGUGUGUCAGAGAGCUGCAAACAAAGUGUGUCUCUCUAUGUGAGAAUAUUCACUGUUGAUGCCCCCUUUUCUUGAGGAGACCCUCUAUCUGAAUUCUCAAGUACACUCUUUUGCCCAUGAUUGGCUUUGGAGCUACUCUUCUUGAUUUGUAGAAAGUCAGCCUCACACCUGUUCAUGCAAAUAGUUUUCAAGCUAUUGUGUUUGAAUAAGAGAAGGUGUAUUCUGUUGGUCCUGGCCCUCAAGUAAAAGGGGUGCAUUUAAAUAUUCUUGGUGUCCUUUACCACCAGGCCAUGAGAACAUGUUGACUAAUUCCUUCGUGGGGACACCUUCAGGUUUGGAAUGGAUUUAAAUGCUGUUGAACGACUGUUUCCCCCCACCCUUGAAUUUUUGAAGUGGACCUCAAAUAAAAGUUGCACUAGCCAUGUGAAGGGGGGGGAGCACCCUAA
Molecule: messenger RNA, 3026 nt
Organism: Sceloporus undulatus (fence lizard)
Lineage: Eukaryota; Metazoa; Chordata; Lepidosauria; Squamata; Phrynosomatidae
Gene: NABP1
Product: nucleic acid binding protein 1
Exons: 6
Coding region: 582-1220 (212 amino acids)
Biological process (GO): mitotic cell cycle checkpoint signaling; double-strand break repair via homologous recombination; response to ionizing radiation
Cellular component (GO): SOSS complex
Molecular function (GO): DNA binding
Source: RefSeq, a predicted model, not a curated record